CUCGUUUAGAAAUCAUUAAUGAAGUUCGAUUUGGCUAUAUAAACUAACUGAUCCAUUGGUCAACAUCAACAGUCGUCCGACUAGCAGCCAAGUGACAAUAUCUCCCAGUCAAGUAGCAAAUCUAAAUCAAAAUACCAAAAACCAAAAUGUUCCGCAUUAUCGCUGUGAUCUUCGCCCUGGUUGCCGUGGCUUUCGCUGCUCCUGGCUACAUUGAGCCCUCUUACGGAGUGCUGCCUGUGGCCAGCGUGGUGCCCGUGGUGAAGUCUGUUCCGGUGGUGAAACACGUUCCGGUGGUGCAGCACGUCCCAGUGGUGAAGCAUGUGCCAGUGGUGCAGCAUGUGCCCGUGCUGAAGUCCUACGCUGUUCCCGCCUACGGACACCACAUCUACCACGGUUAAUUUGGAACUUUGGAAGAAGCUCAAUCGAUAUCGUCCCGGAAUAAAUGAAAUACUUAUGCUCGUAAAA
This is a messenger RNA of Drosophila yakuba, 465 nucleotides long. RefSeq lists its product as uncharacterized. Lineage: Eukaryota; Metazoa; Arthropoda; Insecta; Diptera; Drosophilidae. The coding region runs from base 147 to 398 and encodes 83 amino acids. The transcript is spliced from 2 exons. The record is from RefSeq and is a predicted model, not a curated record.